Pseudoliparis swirei is the source of this 2209-nucleotide messenger RNA. RefSeq names its product PC4 and SFRS1 interacting protein 1a (gene psip1a). Bases 90 to 1586 code for a protein of 498 amino acids. Gene Ontology annotation, biological process: regulation of transcription by RNA polymerase II. Gene Ontology annotation, molecular function: transcription coregulator activity; double-stranded DNA binding. The record is from RefSeq and is a predicted model, not a curated record. Lineage: Eukaryota; Metazoa; Chordata; Actinopteri; Perciformes; Liparidae. The transcript is spliced from 17 exons. Gene Ontology annotation, cellular component: nucleus.
AUUCCCUCGUAGAGACGCCUGCACGGCCUCCGGUGAAGGGGGUUGUUGCACUGAAUGUCCGUGUACAGGUUCUUGGUCAUACGUUCAACAUGACUCGAGAUUGGAACCCUGGCGAUCUGAUCUUUGCCAAGAUGAAGGGCUAUCCACACUGGCCUGCCAGAAUUGAUGAAGUCCCCGACGGUGCUGUGAAGCCAUCCAUUAUCAAGCUACCCAUCUUCUUCUUUGGCACCCAUGAAACAGCUUUUCUUGGCCCAAAAGAUAUCUUUCCGUACCAGCUAAACAAAGAGAAGUACGCCAAGCCCAACAAGAGGAAAGGCUUCAAUGAAGGAUUGUGGGAGAUUGAGAACAACCCAAAAGUUGAGCUCACUGCACCCAAGCCAGUCGGCCAUAAUUCUUUUCCUGAAAAAGAUUUGGACAGCAGCCCAGAGGGAGAAGAGGAGUCUGACAACAAGGGGAUGAAACCCAAAGUUCCAGGAAGUGAGGCUGAGCAGGAGAAUGAGAAUGAGGAGGAGGAGGAAGGGUCUCUGAUCUUUGAGGCGGGUCCUCAGAACCAGGAUGGCUCAGCCCAGAAAGAAUCUACAGAUGUUCCUAAACCCAAGAGAGGGAGAAAGAAAAAGAGUGAUGCUGAGCAGGAGACUGAGAAGCACGAUGCUCCUGCUAGUCCUGCUAGUCCCUCAGGUGCAGAAGGUCCAAAACGAAGAGGUAGGAAGCCCAAAAGUGAGAAGUUACUUUUGCUCCAGCAACAGCAGGACCAGCAAGGCUCGGGAAGUGAAAUGGACAUUGCUGAGGCCGACAGAAAGAGAAAGAGGGCAUUGGAGGACAAGGCCAAGAGCGGAGACGAGGAGAAGAGAAAGAAGGACGACAGCAAAGGAAAGGAAGCGGAGGUGAAGGAGCCUGAAGCCAAGAAGAAGAAGAAGGACGACAGCUCCUCAGGCUCUGACGAUGAAGAGACAAACAAAGGCAGAAAGAAACACCAAAAUUCAGAGAUGGACAAAGAUGUGCGGCGACGGAAGGCAGAUGAAUUGAGAGAGCCAAACAAAGAGGAUGGGAAGAAAAAUGAAGAGAGAACAGGAGUCAAGAAAAAGGAAAUGUCAACCGACGUGAAGCUCCAGAUACUGCACAGUGAAAUCAAGAUUUCUCUGAAAAUAGACAACCCUGACAUGAAGAAGUGCCUGGACGCAUUAGAUGAAAUCGGUGCCCUUCAAGUAACAACCCAGAACCUGCAGAAACACAGCGAGCUCAUUGCCACCCUCAAGAAGAUCCGCAGAUUCAAGGCCAGCCAGGACAUCAUGGACAAGGCCACUAUGUUGUACAACAAGUUCAAGAGUAUGUUUCUGGUUGGAGAAGGCGACUGUUUGCUCAGCCAGGUGCUCAACAAGUCUUUCGCUGAGCAACGGCAGCACGAGGACGCCAAGAAGGGAGCGCUGAAGAGAGUGGAGCAGGCCAAGGACAACCACCCAGACAAGAUGACAAAUGGUGAUAUGAGCCCUGAGGAGAAGAGGCAGGAGACGGAGAGACAGAGGCUUCUUGAGGACACCUCCGCGAUGGAAAAUCAAAGUGCCCCAAAAGCUCAGGAGUCCACUUGAAGCCCUACUUGCCGGUAGACAAGAGAAGACGUUUGCUGCUUUGUUCAAACUGGGCGUCGCCUGUCCGGCUCCUUUUGAUGACUGAUAGUGAUCACUGGUUUCCAGUUUACCGACUGUUUGUCAGUGUUGCUGCUUCAAGGUUUCAGUACAUCAAACCCCUCCACCCCCGAGAUAAACUAACUACCAUAUUUUUUUACUUUGCGUAAUCUUUGCCUUUUAGAUAUUCUGUCACACUUGUUGAAUUUGAGUAAUGACUUAGAUCUUUUAGAUCUUGAUGAGCAUGCUCACGGAGACGGGAUUAGUACCGCCUGGUCCUCUUUCCAUUGGCUUUUCAUGGACUCAAUCUGCAUAUGUAUGUCAUAUGACUAACAGAAUCAAUAGUUUAAUCUUAACUUGCAGUGUAUUGAAGUACAGAUGUUUAGUUGUAGUUAGACGUGUCAUUACCAUGUUAAAUAUUGGCUCCAUUAACAUUUUAAAAGUUCUCAAACAAAAUUCCAGAGUUUGCCAAUGUUUAAGUGUCUUGUUUAAAAAGUUUUGUUUUUAACGUAGAUGUAAAUAAGAGUAUUUUUUGUGCCUGUCUGCUGACCUGUUUCUGCAUCCAAUAAUAAAGUACAUAUAGUAUU